UGACGUCGAACUUGGGAGAGCUUUGGUGGUGUGUCUUGAGGAAUCAGUUCAUUUUCAUUAGAUCCUCUGGCAUCUGGGCAAACCAGGAGCAAGAAAAGACCAGAACAAUGCCGACUGCCAGAAGGUUAAUCUUGGGUCAUGUGAUGAGUGGUGUCUGUCACAAGAUGAACCGGACGAAGCGUCUGCCUGCGGACUUGCUCGAGACUCCACUCAAUCGUUGUCUCAGCACCUUGGACAUUACUCUUCUGGGGGUGGGCCAUAUGAUUGGAGCUGGAAUUUAUGUGCUCACUGGCACAGUGGCGAAGGAAAUUGCUGGUCCCGGAAUCAUCAUUUCUUUUAUUCUAGCUGGAUUUGUUUCCAUGCUGGCUGCUCUCUGUUAUGCUGAGUUUGGAACAAGAGUACCCAAAGCGGGCAGUGCCUAUAUCUAUUGUUAUGUUUCUGUUGGUGAAUUCUGGGCUUUUGUAAUUGGAUGGAAUAUCCUCCUGGAGCAUAUGUUGGGUGCUGCCUCAGUGGCACGUGCUUGGAGUGGAUACGUUGACUCUAUGGUAGGUGGGCUUGUGUCCAAUGUCACUAUAUCCAUCACUGGUGAGAUGCACGAGCAACUUCUAGCCAAGUACCCUGACAUCCUUGCCUUUCUGGUGUGCAUAAGUUAUGCCGUGGCACUAGGUUCCGGAGCAAAAGCCACUGCCGUACUCAAUGGUCUCCUGACUGUUGUAAAUCUGGCCGUGAUGACAGGUGUAGUUGUUCUGGGUUUCUGGCAUGCUGAUAUUCGCAAUUGGUCUGCUGAUGAAGGAGGAUUCAUGCCAUAUGGUAUUACUGGAGUGCUAGCUGGUGCUGCUACCUGCUUCUACGCAUUUGUAGGCUUCGACAGUAUCGCUACAUCUGGAGAAGAGGCUCGAAGUCCCUCCACUUCUAUCCCUCUUGCCACUAUAAUGUCCCUAAGCGCUGUGACCAUUGUUUACGUGCUUGUAAGUGCUGCCCUAACAUUAAUGGUACCCAUUCGUAGUAUUCAUCCAACGGCCGCUAUUCCGGAAGCAUUUGGAGCCUUAGAUCUCCCUUGGGCUAAGUAUGCCAUCUCAAUGGGUGCUCUCUGUGGCAUGACAACAACUCUUCUGGGCUCUCUGUUUGCUCUACCCCGAUGCAUGUACGCUAUGGCUUCUGAUGGACUACUCUUUUCAUGUUUUGGGGCAGUCAAUGCCAAGACUCAGGUGCCACUGCUAAAUCUCGCCGUAGCAGGCUUUCUAAGUGCCCUGCUGGCCCUACUCUUUGACCUGGAAAAACUUGUGGAAUUUAUGUCUAUUGGUACACUUCUCGCCUAUACCAUUGUCAGCGCUAGUGUCAUCAUCCUGCGUUACAGAGCUCCAAUGGCAGAUUCUGGAACAGUUUUCGCUCCUGAUACUCCCGAAGAUGAUCACUCCUCGCAGUCUAGCAUUGAUACAGCAUCACCUACCAGUGAUGUCAUUGAGAUGGCCCUUACGGGUCGCUUGAGGCCUCAAUUUCGAUGGCUCGAACCUGUGUUGGGUCGCUGUGAGCCAGGAGCUGCAGCAUCCACAGCUGUUCUUCUCUUUACUGUGUUCAGUGUUGCCAUUUGUCUUCAGUUGAAGGUGUCAUGGACAGAAUUGCUACAUGGCACUUGGUGGGCUCUUUGUCUCUACGGUUUUCUCAUUUUCUGCCUGGUGGCAUGUGUAGUGGUUAUUGCUGCUCAUCAUCAGAAUGUCCGACACUUGGACUUUAAAGUUCCCCUUGUACCGUAUAUUCCAUGUCUUAGCAUUUUCUGCAACAUCGAAUUAAUGGUGCAUCUGAGCCUCCUUACGUGGAUUCGUUUCUUCAUCUGGAUUUCCGUGGGAAUGCUCGUGUAUUUCCUGUAUGGUAUCCACCAUAGCAAGGAAGCUGAGGACUGUGGAACAUCGUAUUCCAUGCUGAUGACUUCUGCAGAGGCCAGCAAAGGACACUGGGGUGCUCUUCAAACUAAAUCAUCAGCAAAGAGCACUCCUGCCAAAGACGACAAAAAACCCAUCAUUGAGGAAGAAGAAGUGCCAGAGUAAAUCCUUAAAAUUCUAUUCAUCCUUCAUUUUAGUCAAAUGUGCAGAUAUCUUCUACAAUUCUGUCUAAUUCCUCAAUUGUCUACGCGAAGGGGAUGUAGGAUUAAUGAUUAAUUUAAAAUGAAAUUAUCUUCCCUAACAAAGAAUUUUUUUUCAUUAUUAUUAGUGAGGAUAAUUAAUUCUGAAAUUUGAAAGAGGUUAAGUUGUAGAAUAAGGUUAUGUUUGAAGUUACAUAGCCUAUAGAUGCGCACUCAUAAGAUUGUGAUUUUUAAAUAUAUUUUUCCAUAAAAAUUCUGGAUUUAAGAGUACAGAGACAAUUUAUAAAUGUUCCAAAUUAAACAUUUUACACAUAAUAGUUUUCAUGGUUAUGUUUUACAUAACCACAAAUUUAUGUAGGGUUCUUGUAGUGAAACAAUAUUUUCAAAAGCUCACUUCAAUUAAUUGUUUUAUUUUGUUUUAAUUUUUUUCAGUUAUCAGUGAAAUACAUAUACUGACAAUAAUUACUUUUAGGUUAAAUAACUUCAAAUAAAACCUAACUUUCAACAUAACCUCUCUUGUUUGUUUCAUAAAUCUUCACUAAAAAUUUUUACUUUAUUUAAGAACGUUAAAAUUAAGUACCUCGACCAAUAAUGAAAGAAAAACAAAUAUUUUACCACGAUCAAACCUAUCGCAAAAAAUAGAUCAAUUAUGUAUUUUCUUCAAAGCAUUACUUUUAAAAUGGCUUUGUGAGACCAAUAUUAAAAUUACCACUUGAAAAUUGGAUCAUAAAAAAAGUGGUGAUAAUGAUACAAAAGGUCAUAGUAUUUCGGAACGUUCGAACUCAAGAUUUUUGUAUAAUGUUCUAAACAUUGCUUGAAUAAUAUUUUUUUUUAAUCAUGAAUAUGGUAAAGUGCCCUCGCUCGACCGGUUCCUCGUCUCGACCGGUAGAUUUAUAUAUUCAAUUUAUUUAUAUUUGCUAUAAUAUUUUGCGUAUGAUAUAACAUUGAUAGGUCAAUUAUUCCAUGAAUAAUACGAACCAGUGACAAAUUCAUAGAAAUCGACGAAAUUGACCAUCAAACACUCAAAAAUUGACCCACCGGUCGAAUUGAGGAACCCGGUCGAAUGACGGUACUUUACGUUAUCGCAUUCACUAUAAUAAAUUUUCGAUAUUUUUUCCGUUCUUAAUGAUUCACAAUCAAUUUGAAAGAAUUUAUAGAUCACUUAAAAGAUCGCACAAAGUAGCUGAAAAAUAAUGAUAAUAAUACAAUUGAAUUUCGAAAGAGAAUUAUCGGUUCAUUACCGGUUCAUAAUCAAUUCAUUUGGGUGUACCUCAAUCGAUCAGAAUGGGCAUCGGAUCUAUAAGAUCUAUGUCUAGAGAUCUUUGUUCGGCCUGCGCACAGGAAUUCUUAAAGAAAAAUGUUUAACUACUUACAUAAUAUUUCAGAAUAAUUUAGUCAAAGCACUACAAUUGACCAUAUCCAAACUUAGUAACAUGAACACGCAAAAAGUAUUCCCAUUUGAAGUUAGCACACUGGGCAAUUUUAGUUGAUCUGUACAAGAAUAAUACGAAAAAGGAACGUACAAACGAAACUAAACAAAAAUAAAAUUAAUAAUAAAUUCAUUACUGUUUCAUAAGCGUUAGGAGAGA
Messenger RNA from Phlebotomus papatasi, 3669 nucleotides. RefSeq names its product cationic amino acid transporter 4. Gene Ontology annotation, biological process: amino acid transport; transmembrane transport. The transcript is spliced from 4 exons. Gene Ontology annotation, cellular component: plasma membrane. Lineage: Eukaryota; Metazoa; Arthropoda; Insecta; Diptera; Psychodidae. Bases 108 to 2045 code for a protein of 645 amino acids. The record is from RefSeq and is a predicted model, not a curated record. Gene Ontology annotation, molecular function: amino acid transmembrane transporter activity.